Molecule: messenger RNA, 1050 nt
Organism: Brugia malayi
Lineage: Eukaryota; Metazoa; Nematoda; Chromadorea; Rhabditida; Onchocercidae
Exons: 4
Coding region: 1-1050 (349 amino acids)
Biological process (GO): regulation of transcription by RNA polymerase II
Cellular component (GO): nucleus
Molecular function (GO): RNA polymerase II transcription regulatory region sequence-specific DNA binding; DNA-binding transcription factor activity, RNA polymerase II-specific
Source: RefSeq, a predicted model, not a curated record
AUGUUCUUCAAUAUAUUUAUGACAGCAAUCAUUUGGUUCAAUCUUCUACUAUGCAUCGCUUCUGAUAAUGAAACUUUCCAUCUACCUAAUUUCGAUACUGCUAAUGAAGUUAUUACAAAUAAUACUUAUUCUGGCAUCUCAAAUACUUUUGGAUUUCUCGAUUACCUCAAUUUUGAGCCAUUAUUUAGCUCAGAAUUUCCGUUGGAUCCUUCGCAGUUCAUUGAUUUCGCUCAGCUGAGUGAAGCUGAGGAUGUAAGAAGUGAAGAAUCGAAAUCUGAAACUAAUCAGAUCACAAAUUCUCCUCAUCUUGGCUUUUCCGAUAUCUAUGAUCCCUUUGGCCACACUAAUUUGGAGUUAUCACUUAGCUCAGAUAUGGACACAUAUAGGAGUUUCUGGAGAGAUGCUAAUGAAGAAUUAAAAAUGAGUAAUGAUAACCUGCGAUAUCCUUCCAUUAGAGAUGCUCAGAAUGAAACUUCUUCCUCACUUAAUCUCAACAGCGACGAUAUUAUCACAUAUAUGCACUUACCUGGCUCACAACAAAGUGCCAUUUUUCACCAACUUGCUCUUUCCUCAGAUGACACUUCCAGUCAAAGCGCAACUGGUGAACAGAGCAACAUCGACAAUAAGUACUCAGAUUACUUGAAUAUCCUCGAUUACAAGGAAAAUGCCUAUAAAGAAUCAGAAACAGGUGGAAAAAGCUACGAAUGUCUUUAUCCCGGGUGUGCUGUGAUCCCGAAAAGUCGUAACGAAUAUGUGACACAUAGAAAAACACACAGUCAGCCCUUCAUCUAUGAAUGCAGAGCGCCCGGUUGUGGGCGAACAUUCGACCAUAGAUCAUCAUUUUGCAACCAUAAACAAACGCAUGAACCUCAUCCUCAGUGUGGGCGCUGUGGCAAACUUUUCGUUAGCAGGAAUGGACUGAAUUAUCAUAAGAAGUGCUGCCCUACAAAAUCUCAUGAACGAUGCUAUGAAUGCCUUUAUCCCGGAUGUGCUAUGGUCACGAAAAGUUACAAGGAAUAUAUAGCACAUAGGAGCACAAAAUCUCGUUAG